AUGAGCAAGGAAGAGGGUAAUAGUAGUUUUAAUGAAUCUCUUCUGAAAGAGGACUUCGAUCCAGCAUCAUUAAAGAUCGCCGAAUUGAAGACAGUGUUGACGAGCAAUGAGAUAGGCUUCAAAGCACAUGAUAAGAAGGCUGCGUUGGUAAAAUUAGUAGAAGAAAACCUAGAUACUAUCAAGAAAAAUGUAGAGAAGGAUGGGAUUACGACAUCUUCGCAUGGAAAGGUGAAAGUUACGAAAAAGCGUGAAAGCAGUAAGAAAAAGAGAAAGUCAGCUACUCCAGACGCGUUAGAGAAGUCAUUGGAGAAAGCUGUGCACCAUGUUAAAUCAACACCAAUAUCUACUCCGGUAAAGGAAGAGAAGGAGGAGGAAGAAGGAAAUACCAGUAAGGUGGUAGCAAAAAAACGGAAGAAAAAAUCCAAAGGAAAUGAACUGGAUAAGGAGGAAAGCCGUAGUAAAACAUCAAAGAAGAGGACUAAAGGUGAUGAAAGUGAUGUGGAAGAGGGAGAGAAACCAGAUAAAAAGGCUCGUAAGACUAAGAAGAAGAAAAAUGUAUCAAAAGAGGGAUCUCACGAUAUCAAAUCGGCCACCGGUUCUCCAAUUACGAAGAAAAUUACCAAAAAAUCUCCUAUCAAAUCUCCUCAUAGAUCUUUGAUAAUAGAUAAAUUCGAGUCGUCUGACGAUGCAUCUGAUGAUUCUGGGAAAGAUGAUAGCUUUGUUAACUUUUCUAUCAAAAGGACUUCUAAAUCUAACAGUGCUAUUCAUUCUAGCCCUAAAAGUGGCACCGCUAGUGCAGAUAUUAGUGCAGAUGCCAGUGGAAGAACUGUGACUCGGUCGAACGAGUCUACCAAAAUCAUGGAGACUCCUCAGGAAUCUACUCCAAUCAAGCUAAACUCAAAGAGCCCAAGGGCAAACAAUGCACUAAGAGAAUUGGAAAACCAGGUUGAACAAGAAGAAUUGGAAAACCCUCAAAGGCGAAUCCCAACCCCAACAUUUCCUACCAUUGAGGAGGUUCAAAAGUUACAAGAUCAAGUUACACGCUCAAUCAAUACCGAUAAUACUGAGGCAAGUGAGAAUGUAUCUACUAGUGAACAACAAAUCGCAACAGACCGCGAGGAAACAAGUAGAGAAGAAGAAUCAAUUAGCGGUGAUAAAACUAAAGACGAAGUUGAAGAACCGAUUGAUGAAGAAUUGCUUGAAGGUGAGGAAGAAGUGGACGAAAACUCUUCUGUCUUAAAAGGCGAAGGGAAAGAAGAAGAAGAAGAAGAAGAAGAAGAAGAAGAAGGGAAAGAAACCACUGACACAAAAAUGGCUAAGAAACAGUGUAUCAAAAAAUCUGCUAAAAGUUUAUUUACCUCUCUUGGUCACUUUUUAAUAAAGCUUAACAUCUUCCUCUUGAUAAUGUUACCAAUAAUAUUUGGUCUAUGGUACCGUGAGCAGAGAAUAGCCGUUGGAUUUUGUGGUUCAGAAAUCGAUAUCCCACUCUUAGGUAAGGAGUACACAAAUCCAUAUGUUAAGGAAUUUGAAUCGAAAUUGAGUCCGCUCAAACCAGAUUGUCUACCUUGUCCUGAAAAUGCCAUCUGUUUCCCAUAUAUGAACCUAAAGUGCAAGCCGGGAUACAUUAUAGAAAAAUCCAUUUUUUCUUUGCAUGGUUUGGUUCCGAUUCAUGAUAGGUGUAUCAAAGACUCUAAAAAGCAAAAAUUAGUUCAAGAAGUGGUGAAGAAAACACUUGAACUUUUAAGAACCAAGAAUGCUCAAGAGUCUUGUGGUGAAUGUGAAGAUGAUAUCAAAAGUGGAGUGAGUAAUGAAGAAUUAUAUGAAAUCUUUUAUGAAUCUAAGAAACCUUGGAUCAAUGAUGAGGAAUUCAACGCUCUCUGGGAACAGGUCGAAGUUGACUUGAAAGAAGAACCGGAGAUUAUUUGGAGGCAAUUACCAACAAAGUCAGGAAACCAUAAGUCUUCGGGGAGCUCCAGCGACGGUCACCCACCAGAAGGGAGUCUUGAAGUUGACGGACAGACGGGACAUUUUCAAGAAACAGGGUUUCAAAAGGGGUAUUUUCGAUCUACGUCUAAAAAGUACAUAGGUUUGAAGUGUCAGUUUGAAAGACAAGUCCACAGUACAUGGAACAGAUACCAGUGGCUAGUCGUCUCAACUUUUUCCAUUCUGGUGGCUCUCCAGAUAUUGAAAAGGUAUAUCUCUAAGAAGUUACAAGAGAGAGAGAUGAUAGAGAAAAUCUCCGAGCAGGUGAUCAAAAGAUUACAGCAAGUUGUGAUAAAAAAAAUCCAACCAAGCUACAUGUCGUCAGUCCAAUUGAGAGAUUUGAUCUUGAAGGAUGUCAACGAUUUGAACGAGAAGAACAGAAUAUGGACUGCGACCACCAAGAGAUUAGACUCAAACACCAACGUGAAGUCCACCCUAAUGGAGAUUCACGGUGAGAUCAUGAAAUGUUGGGAAUGGAUUGGCGUACUACCUAUAAACGACGACGAUAAUAAGACCGAGCAAACAGAGAAUGCAAACGUUGCAGCCUGA
This is a messenger RNA of Kluyveromyces marxianus DMKU3-1042, 2532 nucleotides long. RefSeq names its product src1p (gene SRC1). The transcript is spliced from 2 exons. Gene Ontology annotation, cellular component: nuclear inner membrane. Gene Ontology annotation, molecular function: chromatin binding. NCBI's taxonomy places the organism in Eukaryota, Fungi, Ascomycota, Saccharomycetes, Saccharomycetales, Saccharomycetaceae. Bases 1 to 2532 code for a protein of 843 amino acids. The record is from RefSeq and is a predicted model, not a curated record.